AUGUAUCAUGCCAAGAGUUGCAUCUCCACACGAUACAAACAGCAGCGUUCGACAGACAUCGCAGCCCAAAUUCGCAAUAGAAAGAUCUUUGAUCGCCAAUUGAGUACAAAAGUCUCUGGACAUUCUGUAGAAUGCUGGUUUCAAACUCAUACUCAGUCACAAAAUCAUCGCUCAGAAGCAAAACCCUCUACCAAAACCACUUCUCAAGCCCAAUUCUCCAACUCCUAUCAAAAUGCACUUCUCAACCCUCGCCCUCGCCCUUCUCCCACCCUCACUCUAGCAGACUUCCACAUCGACAACCUCCGCAACACCGUCGUCAACAGUCCCGGCGGCCAAUCAAGCUGGAUAUCCGUCGUCGCCUGUCCCUCCAACUACUGGAACUGCAAAUGUCUCACCAGCGGUGACCGCACGGGUAAAGUCGACGGCACUCUCGGCGACAGUGUAUUUUCCAUCAAGUCUGGUUUCUACGGCAUUGGAAAGCUCAACUUUUACAAGAGCGGCAACACCUUUCUGAUGUAUAAGGAUGGAGGUGAUGGAAAGGUCAUUGGGACUUGUUAUUGGAAUGCUGGUGACGCUGGAAAGGUCUGUGGUAUUACUGGGGGUAGUACGACUGUUACUGGAGGGCCGUGUGUUCAGUCCCUUACAAAGUCAUGCCUUGGCGUUCGACAUUUCACACUCGUUUACUCGCUAACUGCAUCCAUUCGUUUUCAUCAUGCGUUUUUCAGUACAGUCUCUCGCCCUUUUCUGGUCUCGACUCAAGCAGGUUUCGCUACCGCGGGACUAUGCAGACCGUCGACGACUGCUUCACUCGCCGCUCCCACUAUCACCACCACUACCCUCGCUGAGUCGACUACUACAAUAGUCGCAGCAACCACUACUACAACAACCGCCCCCGAAGGAACUGCCAUCGUCGCAGUUCUUUCCGACGGAACCGUAACAGAUACCUAUCUCACCUCCAGCCUGAUCCUCAGCGAUCAAGGAGACAUCCCUGCACGCUUCACCCUUGAGCCGUCAACCGGUCGCCUCACCACCACCACCGCCGAUGGCACGAAAUACUACCUCCAAACCGUCAUUCCACUGGGUCCCCAACUUUCCUUCCAGUUUGAUACGUGUCAAAACAUCGUGAACAACCAGUAUCGAUACUUUGUCAAAUGCGAUGUCGUCGCGGGAUUUCUAUCGUGCGAGUCUGAGAGCGGUUCGACGCCUAUUUAUUGGCAUAUUGAGAGCAACAACAUUUUCUAUGGAAAUGAGAAAGUGCUCACUGAUGUCACUACUGCUCAGUUCAGGUUCCAGUAG
Molecule: messenger RNA, 1296 nt
Organism: Fusarium redolens
Lineage: Eukaryota; Fungi; Ascomycota; Sordariomycetes; Hypocreales; Nectriaceae
Exons: 4
Coding region: 1-1296 (431 amino acids)
Source: RefSeq, a predicted model, not a curated record